UGUACACGCGCUCUCGUACUCACACUGCAGCACACGCCACCCAGUGUCACCGGCCCGGGGGGACCCGAGGGAAGGAGCUGCCUGGAAGGGAACGGCGCCGGGAACAAAUUCUUCCCCCGCCUCCCGCGAGCUCUUCCCCCGCCCUGCCGGGCUCCUGCCCCGCCCGCCUCCUCGCAGGACUGGGAGGCCAAGGCCGCGAGAGGCCCGGGCUCCUACGAGGGGUGGGGCCCGGCCGAGCUGGGGCCCUCGUUGGGACCGGGGAGACGGCUUGGCGCGCAGCCCCGCGCCCGCGGCGUGGUCGCAGGCCGGGAGCGGUGGGUUAAUGUUUUAACCACCUGCUCGGGGCGGUCGAGGUCCUGGUCGCCGUCUCAGGCUCCGCCCCCUCCCUGGAGCGCCCCCCACCGGAGAGCCAAAACUGCCCCCUGCGGAGGUGCGUCCCCGGGACCUGCCGCGCGUGCCGGGGAUCCCGGCUGCCGCGCCCUAUGAUCUCCACGCCCUCCGCUGCUCCACCUGCCGGACUCAGACUUCAGAUCUGACCUUGGGAGGGUGCGCCUCCCUCCCACCAGCAAGAUGCCCAUCCUCAAGCAACUGGUGUCCAGCUCUGUGCACUCCAAGCGCCGCUCCCGGGUGGACCUCACGGCUGAGAUGAUCAGCGCUCCGCUGGGUGACUUCCGGCACACCAUGCAUGUGGGCCGGGCGGGGGAUGCCUUCGGGGACACCUCCUUCCUCAACAGCAAGACAGGUGAGCCCGACGGAGAGUCGCUGGAUGAACAGGCCUCCACAUCAUCCUCCAAACGCAGCCUCCUGUCCCGGAAGUUCCGGGGCAGCAAGCGGUCGCAGUCGGUGACCCGGGGGGACAGGGAGCAGAGAGACAUGCUGGGCUCCCUGCGGGACUCAGCACUCUUUGUCAAGAACGCCAUGUCCCUGCCCCAGCUCAAUGAGAAGGAGGCCUCGGAGAAGGGCCCCAGCAAGCUGCCCAAGAGCCUGUCGUCCAGCCCCGUGAAGAAGUUGGAUGCCGGAGAGGGCAGUGGGGAGGAGGCGGGUGCAGGGCACCUGGGUCCCCGUCGGAACGGGGCAGUGGGCCCCCACUCCCCUGACCCCCUCCUGGACGAGCAGGCCUUCGGGGACCUGACGGAUCUGCCUGUGGUGCCCAAGGCCAGCUACGGGCUGAAGCACGCAGAGUCCAUUCUGUCCUUCCACAUCGACCUGGGGCCCUCCAUGCUGGGCGACGUGCUCAGCAUCAUGGACAGAGAAGAGUGGGACCCCGAGGAGAAUGGGGGCGGCUACCGUGAAGAAGGAGGCCCGGGCGGUGCCAUCCAGCGCCCCCCUCUAGCUGAGGCGAGCCCUCCCCGGGUGAGGCAGGAAGGCAAGGCCGGCCCAGGCUUGCCUGCGCUGUCCUCCCACGCUCUGGAGGAUGAGGGGUGGGCGGCGGCGGCCCCCAGCCCCAGCUCGGCCCGCAGCGUGGGCAGCCACACCACGAGGGACAGCAGCUCCCUCUCCAGCUGCACGUCGGGUGUCCUGGAGGAGCGCAGCCCGGCCAUCAGGGGCCCAGACAGGGCCCGGGUCACCCUCCCCAGACAGCCUGACAAGGAGCUGUCCUUCAUGGACGAGGAGGAGGAGGACGAGAUCCGAGUGUGAGCCUGUUGGAAGGUCUCCGUCCCCCUCCGAGCUCUCGGGCUGCAUCUCCUCUCUGCCCCCACCCUACUGUGACCUUUGACCUUACCACGCAGGGGCCACCAAGAGCCUCGCAUUAGGCCGUAGACCCUGGACCUCAUGGAUGGGGGCGCUGGCUGAGCCCUCGGAGGACCUGGGGAGCUGAGGGGCCGCGGGGCCCGACCAGAGGUGGUCGCCUGGCUUGGUGCCGCACCGGCCCUGCCUGCAGCUGCGGAGGCCGGGCUGUGCUCUCCUAGCGGGAGGCGUUUUUCCUCUCUCUGCCUCCCUGUCCUCCAGCCUGGCCUCAAAUGGAUGCCAGAUGUCAACCCGAGUUCCUGCCACGUGCAGCCGUCGCAGUCAGCCAGAGGCGGCCUCUGCUCCAGCCAAGGACACUGGGCUCCCUUUUCUCUCCGAUGGUGCCAGGGAGGCCCGGCAGCAGGAGGAAGGGGGCGCUCACAUACUCCAGCUACCCGCCUCCCAACCCCUGGCUCUGCACGGGAAGCCUGGAGCCCCUGGGAGCUCGCUGGAGCAGGAAACCAGCCACGGACAUGGACAGAAACGCGGCCCCUUCUGAGCGGGUGCAGAAGAAAAGCCCUGGGCUUCUUGGAUGUCUAGGAGGCGCCCUUCAGGAUGACACCCGGAGCAGGCUGGGCAUGGCCCUCGGUGCGAGUUCCUUAUCAUCGUGUUCGGAUCCCGGGUAGAGCAAUAUCAGGAAGAGCUUUCCUCGGCCUGCCGCCAGAAGGAAAGUGGAAUCGUUUUAAGAAAACCUUUUUACUGCUUCUCCUGGGAAUUGAGUGGCCAUCAGCACGCUCAAGUCUGGGGCGCGUUGUGUGGCAAAGAACCCCUCCUGACUCCAGCGGUAGGGGGUAGGCGUGUGCUUGUCCCCUCCCCCCCAUGUAGAAAAUUUCGGGAAAUGAUUGUUUCAGUAAUAGGUUAUUGGGGAGCCGUGUCUUGGGCGGCUGCCCUCCCUCCCUCCCACCCUGGGCUCUUCCCCUUCCUUCCUCAGCCUCUCCCUGCCGCGAGGCCAGGAGGUGGUCAGAGUCAGCAAGAACAGAACGAAAAUCAGAAGGCGGGUUAAGUUGGAAUUUCAGGAAAACCGAAGACUUGGUUCUUAGUAUUAGUGUCCCCCUGUGACGUGUGGAACAUCUUACACGGAAAGGUCGUGUGCUGUGUUUCUGAAGUUCAGAUUCUUACUCUGCCUCCUGUCACUCUCCCCAGAAGGCUGAGUAGGAGCCCGGGGGGAAGAUAGCCCGUCCGCCAGGCCUCUGGCCAGCAGGAGGAGGGGGAGAGCGCUAACUGCAGCUGGGGGCCAGGCCAGCCUGGUGGCAGAUGCUCCCUCGCCCGGGUCUGGCGGGACCCUGACUCAGACACUAACCUGGUGCGACCCCGCACCCCUAGGUGCUCCUGUUUCCGGUAGUUUAGCUCCCGCCACGGGCGGGGUGGCAGUGGGUGUGCCGCCCGCCAGCGGCCCUGGGAACCCACCCAGUCAGCUCCAGACUUUAAACUGUGUAUUUUUUUUUCUUGAUAUUGUUAAAGCAGCAAGAAAACAUUA
This is a messenger RNA of Sciurus carolinensis (gray squirrel), 3205 nucleotides long. RefSeq names its product CDC42 effector protein 4 (gene Cdc42ep4). The record is from RefSeq and is a predicted model, not a curated record. NCBI's taxonomy places the organism in Eukaryota, Metazoa, Chordata, Mammalia, Rodentia, Sciuridae. The transcript has 2 exons. Bases 571 to 1638 code for a protein of 355 amino acids.